This is a messenger RNA of Solanum verrucosum, 1106 nucleotides long. RefSeq names its product F-box/kelch-repeat protein At3g23880-like. Lineage: Eukaryota; Viridiplantae; Streptophyta; Magnoliopsida; Solanales; Solanaceae. The transcript has 2 exons. The coding region runs from base 1 to 798 and encodes 265 amino acids. The record is from RefSeq and is a predicted model, not a curated record.
AUGAAAAAUCCACCUCAACGUGUCUAUAUUUCGGGUUCUGUCAAUGGGUUGGUUUGUCUUGCCGAUGGGUUUAGUGGGUUGGUGCUAUGGAAUCCAUCAAUUAGAAAGUUCAAGAAAGUGUUCGGCUUUGUGCCUACACAGAUGCGUGAAUGCUGGUCCAAGUGUGGUUUUGGAUAUGAUGAGGUUCACGACGAUUAUAAGGUAGUGGGUAUUUUUAGUAGCAUGAUUAAGGCCAAUUUCGAGGCCGCGAUAUAUAGUUUAAACAGUGAUUCUUGGAGAACACUUGAAGAUUUUAAACCUGGGGUGAGUUACUGUGGUGAGGCUAAAUUUGUGAAUCAUAAGCUUCAUUGGAUUACAUUUCGUAGACGUCGUAUGCGCAUCACGUCUAUUGAUUUGGUUGAUGAGAAAUGGGGAAAGUUGGAGCUGCCCAGCUACAACAAAGGACGAGAUUUGAAGCUUGGAGUGUUGGGAAGUGAUCUUUCGGUCCUCUGUAAUAAUGAUGAGAGAACUCACUCGGAUGUGUGGGUAAUGAAGGAAUAUGGAGUUAAAGCGUCUUGGACAAAACUGUAUACCAUCAGGUAUCCUGAGAACUAUGAGCUUUCUCCGCCCCUUUUCACGUAUAAUAAAGGUGAAAUUCUACUCGCAUUUAAAUCAACUUUAGCGAUAUACGAUCCAAAGAAUGACUCUCUCACAUAUCCAGAGGUUCCUAAUGUUGAGGUUACUGGUUUUUACAACAGAAUUGAGGCGGAACUUUGCAUCGAAAGCCUAGUUUGUCCGGAUUUACCAAACGAAGAUUGAAAGAUGUCAGAACUCAGUGGAAUGACUGUUGUAAUAGUUAACAACCUGUUGUUGUAGAAUCAUACAUGUGUUCAGGGGAACAUAUAUACUUACUUGCUGAUGCUUUGGAAACUACUUGGGAGAAACAGAUGCAAGCUUUUUCUUUCAAUAGCUGGCCAAAUGACUACAGGAUCAUCGGUCUACUCUACCUCAAUUCACCAAUCGAACCUUAUACAAAAGGUUUUUCCAUAUUAGGAAGUAAGAUGAUAUCCCUAGGGGUAUUUUACGUGCAGAAGCUCUCUUGCUAGUAGAAGUAAGAGUAGCAAGAU